Chaetomium fimeti is the source of this 1644-nucleotide messenger RNA. Its product is annotated as major facilitator superfamily domain-containing protein. NCBI's taxonomy places the organism in Eukaryota, Fungi, Ascomycota, Sordariomycetes, Sordariales, Chaetomiaceae. The record is from RefSeq and is a predicted model, not a curated record. The transcript is spliced from 6 exons. The coding region runs from base 1 to 1644 and encodes 547 amino acids. Gene Ontology annotation, molecular function: transmembrane transporter activity. Gene Ontology annotation, biological process: transmembrane transport.
AUGAGGGCACCCAGCAACCACGCUGCCGACCCAAACACAGUCUCGUGGAGAGAUCUCCCUCGCAAAGACCAACUCUGUGUCAUCACCUUGGCACGACUGAGUGAACCACUCGUUCAAACCUCUAUCCAGUCCUACAUGUUUUACCAACUCAAAUGGUUCGACCCAGCACUCUCUGACGCGGUUAUUUCGGGUCAGGCUGGCAUGUUGCACGCGAGUUUCACCGCUGCGCAGUUCCUAACUGCCAUGCUUUGGGGCCGAAUUGCCGACUCCGGCCGGUUCGGCCGCAAAACCGUCUUGAUGAUUGGCCUCGCGGGAACAUUGCUGUCCUGUGUUGGGUUCGCCUUCUCGACCUCGUUUCAGCAGGCCCUCUUCUUUCGGUCUCUCGGAGGCAUUACAAACGGGAAUGUGGGCAUAUUAAGGACCAUGAUUAGCGAAAUUGUCAAGGAGAAGAAGUAUCAGUCCCGGGCCUUCUUGCUGCUACCCAUGACGUUCAACGUUGGCGCUAUCCUUGGACCCAUCUUGGGGGGUGUACUCUCCGACCCGGCCGGGAGCUACCCAGGACUGUUCGGUCAUAUCGACUUCUUUAUACGCUUCCCCUACGCCACACCAAACCUGGUUUCCGCCCUCUUUCUCUUGUGUGGUUUUCUUGGCGUAUGGUUAUUCCUGGAGGAGACAUUGGACCUGAGGGUGGAUAAUCGCGACAGGGGGCUGGAAUUGGGGCGACAGCUGCGUAGGUGGCUCUCCAGAGGGCGCUCAAGAACAGCUUACACGCUUCUGGCAAACCGAGACGCGGAUUUCGACCUCGAUGAUUCACGUGUGGCAGGCACGGCAAACUCGCGGCACUCGCCCAUCUCUGACACCCCUCAAAUAUCGAAACAGGCCCGACGUAGGUACACGCAGACACUUGCCUUCCGACGUAUUUUUACGCCGAACGUCAUCCGGACGCUGACCGCAAACUUCCUUCUGACUUUCCACCUCGGCACCUUCAACUCCCUUUGGUUCGUCUUCCUCUCCACCCCCGUGUACGACCCGCACAGCGACCCGCCGGGGCGCCGAUCCCCUUUCGUCUUCACCGGGGGGCUCGGCCUCCACCCUCCGGAGGUGGGACUGGCAAUGGCCAUCCUCGGCGUGAUUGGACUCGGCCUCCAAAUCGGCGUCUACCCCCGGCUCUCGACGCGUCUCGGCACGGUCGGCAGCUGGCGUCUUUUCCUGCUGCUUCCCCCCCUCACCUACUUCUUGGUGCCCUACUUGAGUCUUGUCCCGUCGGGUAGCCCUCCGCCGCACGGAAAGGACGGGGUAGCGGUAUGGAUCGCCAUCCUCGCCGUCCUCCUCCUCCACGUCCUCGGCCGUACCGUUGCGCUCCCGGCACAGACCAUUCUCGUGAACAAUUGCACACCCCAUCCCAGCGUUUUGGGGAGCGUACAUGGGAUUGGACAGAGCGUGAGCAGCUUUGCGAGGUCGACUGGGCCUAUCCUGGGCGGUUUCCUAUACGGGUUGGGCCUGGCUAAAGGGGUGGUUGGUGCUGUGUUUUGGGGCCUUAGUGGAGUUGCGGUGUGUAAUAUCAUCGUGAGUUGGUUUGUGCGUGAGGGAGACGGGCAUGAGAUCUGGUUAGAGGGCGAUGAGAAGGAUGAGGAAGAAUAUUAA